AUGUAUGGGUACAGGUAUGAAGUUGAUGAUGAGUGCAAGAUGGCGGCUAUACAGGUGAAAGAUAUCAUGAGAGAACAGGGGUUGGAGGUUUCUGGCAAUGAGAAGUGGGAGAACGAGAAUGAGGAUGAGGAUGAGAAUGAGAGUGGGUGGGAGGAUACGGAAGAGGAGAUUUGUGAGUGCAUUGAUGGCAUCGACUAG
Molecule: messenger RNA, 198 nt
Organism: Fusarium verticillioides 7600
Lineage: Eukaryota; Fungi; Ascomycota; Sordariomycetes; Hypocreales; Nectriaceae
Exons: 1
Coding region: 1-198 (65 amino acids)
Source: RefSeq, a predicted model, not a curated record